This is a messenger RNA of Lobosporangium transversale, 1249 nucleotides long. RefSeq lists its product as hypothetical. The coding region runs from base 52 to 1155 and encodes 367 amino acids. The record is from RefSeq and is a predicted model, not a curated record. Gene Ontology annotation, cellular component: trans-Golgi network; endosome. Gene Ontology annotation, biological process: phospholipid translocation; retrograde transport, endosome to Golgi. NCBI's taxonomy places the organism in Eukaryota, Fungi, Mortierellomycota, Mortierellomycetes, Mortierellales, Mortierellaceae. The transcript has 5 exons.
AAAGAUUAACAUCCGGCUCUACUUUGAUUGGCUUAAUUGCUUCGCCCUGUCAUGUCAGUCAGUGCAGACCCAACAGAGCCAGCGCCCUGGGAUUUCAUCCGCAUAGCCAUGGUGAUUGGUCCUGUCAGUGGAUACUUUCAUCAAUACUACACCAUGUACAAUAUGAAGACAUCCAUAGGAUUCAGUAGUGUCACUUGUGGUGUACUUAUCAUAUCAAGCAUCAUCCGUAUCUUUUUCUGGAUCGGAGACCCAUUCGACAUAGCGCUGUUGUAUCAGUCCAUAUUGAUGACUGUUGUGCAACUUUUCCUCCUGGAACUCUGUGUACGGUACUACCCCUGGACAGUACAGUUGCCUACACCUAUCACACAUUCUCGCCCUCCCUCUCGUCCUUCCUCUCGCAAUUCUCAUAACAACAGCAACAACAGUUAUACUAUCCCAACGACAAUGAGUCGUCAAGGAUCUGACCACAUCACUACCAGAGCUUCAAGGUAUCAUAGUCAAGGAUGGUACAAGAAACAUGCAAUUUACUGGGGUACUCAUUUUUGGAACUGGCCCACUAUCUGGCCAUAUUAUAUCUUUCUUGCCUUCUUCACCUUGUUCGUCGGGCUGUCCCUCUUGAUCAUCGGGAAGACUGAAUUUUAUGUUGGCCUCUUGGGCCUUGCAGCAUUAGGGAUCGAAUCGACCGUACCAAUGCCUCAAGCAAUUCAAAACUAUCAAUCAAAAUCAACUGCUGGGUUCUCGCCAGCGAUUUUAUUAAUGUGGGUCGUCGGAGACUCAUUUAAAACAUAUUACUAUAUUACCACAGGAGCCAAAUAUCAGUUUAUUGGCUGUGGCAUCAUCCAACUUUGUGUCGAUUGCGUCAUAAUUAUCCAGACUAUCAUCUAUUCAAAGUACUGGAAAGGUGCAGCCCGACGGCGGUAUCAUGCGUCUGCCGUAGAGGAAGGAAGGGGAGGAGGAAAAGGAAGAGGGAGAGGACUAGGACAACUGGGAGAUUAUUUUUUAACUGGCUGGCCUUGGUCUCAGGAUCGUACCGGGAGUACGCAAGUGAAUGAUAGAUCUAGCUCAGAGGCUUUGUUGGCAGGUAAUGGCGAAGAUGAUGAUGAUAAUGAUGAUGAGAUCCUGCCUUACCGUCACCAGCCAUCACAUCAUCAUUAAUAGUUAUGACUACCAUGACAAUUCACCUAAAAAGCAUUAACGCUUUGAUAUGUUUUUUUUUACUAUCCUGAUGUCCAUAAUGCAAAUAAAAAUA